AUGAAGAAAAAUCAAGUCAAAUCUAAGAAUUCAACAACAACAGAAAAAGUUCAAGGGAGAAGCCCUAUUGUGCUAAAAAGAGAACAACAAAAAUACCUUCCCGAUCAUCCGAACAGAAUUAAGGUUAACGGAGUUGACAGUGGAGGACAAUCAACAUCAUUUGGCCAAACCUCACUCUCGGAAGUUAAAUAUUGGUAUUAUAUGUUUAAUGAGCGAUCAGGUCUUGAUGAUCCAUCUGUACCAUUAUAUAGUAGUUUUGCUUCAGAUUUUAAAUUUGGAUCAAUACGGGAAAAAGUUAUGAAUAAGGCAAACGCAACAACUCAAGCUCUACAAAACUCUAAAUUUAAUCCUGAUCAACAUUUUACUAAUCCAAAACACAAACGAAAGAAUACUUUCCCUUCUACCCUAAUGAUAUCAGGAUCAUCAGCAAUUAAUUCUGAAAACAUUGAACCUAAGGAACUUCCAGCUUCUCUAUCAUCCAGACAAAGCUACACAUCCAAUUCUUCUGUAAAUAAUAUUCCUUCGAUACCUACAAACCUAGUCAGACCAUCUUCGGCGUCUAUUUCUCUAAGAAAGAAGGCAGCAAGUGUUUCUUUGCCAGUUAGACCUAUGAGUGCCAGAGUUGGUAAAAGUACAAACAAUAAUUUCAUCUCGAUCUCAGUGAAUAAUCCUGCAAAUGAGAGAGUUGUAUAUAAUUCACCCGAAAAAACUAGAUCCAGUCUUGAUUUGGAUGAGAUAGCUUCUAAUAUUUCACAAGUAAGCAAAAUCGAAUCCAUAUCUUCAAGCAAAUCCCCUUACAGCUUUAACACCCCACCAAUUCCAAACAAAACAUUCAAACAAUCAACAACAUCGUCCAAUACUAGAAAAGAGUUGUCAGAUAGUAUUGCUCGCCCAACUUCUGCAAGAUUAUCUGGAAGGAGUGAGUUUACUCCCCCUCCAGAUAUUGCAGCAUCAAGAGUAGAUAACUCUAAAUUACGGAUUAGACCUCAAUCUUCUUACAACUCAAACCAGAACAGAUACACUGUUCCUCAUAGACCGCAGUCAGCGUCUGUAUUGACAUAG
Messenger RNA from Naegleria gruberi, 1062 nucleotides. RefSeq lists its product as uncharacterized. The transcript has a single exon. Bases 1 to 1062 code for a protein of 353 amino acids. Lineage: Eukaryota; Heterolobosea; Eutetramitea; Acrasida; Naegleriidae. The record is from RefSeq and is a predicted model, not a curated record.